Cherax quadricarinatus is the source of this 6647-nucleotide messenger RNA. It is a transcript of the gene Mettl4, whose product is annotated as Methyltransferase like 4. Gene Ontology annotation, molecular function: methyltransferase activity; nucleic acid binding. Gene Ontology annotation, biological process: methylation. The record is from RefSeq and is a predicted model, not a curated record. Lineage: Eukaryota; Metazoa; Arthropoda; Malacostraca; Decapoda; Parastacidae. Gene Ontology annotation, cellular component: nucleus.
UUGUCAAGUAUCCUCCUGGUGGAGCCAACACAGCACACUACUCUGCCUUCCUCUCACUCAUUUCUGCAUGUUAUCAAAACCAGAGAAGCAGAAUGCAAACUGAUACCGACGAGGAAGAGCGCAUUAUGUAUCUCAUCUUAGUGACGUCAUUGACAAACAUUAUGCCAGUGAGGAGAGUAAAAGCAAAGGAGUCGUACAGCAAGCGCUUAUAGUCCUUAAAUGAAAAAUAACGCCAUACUUUAGCCUCAUGAGAAAUUAUUAAUUGCAGUGUUGAUGCCUCAUCGCCUUGCCUGUGCUAUUUGUGCUUAAUCUAGGUCAAAGAUAAGUACUAUAGUCACACGUCAGGCAAGGGUGUAGAGUGAUUUUAAGAGAUGUACAUAUUAUAACAAACAUCUCCAGGUUAAAGAAUAUUGAGAUAAGAAGUCCGAUUUGGAGAGGUGUGCUACCCGAGAGGUGUAUGGGAGCAGAAUGAGGGCCCUAGCAUAGAGGAUCUAGAAAAUUGCAAGUAGAAAUGCUAGCUCUCCAAAUAUCAUUUCCUGACAAGAGGUUCAACUGACCAAUGGCAGUGCUCGGGGGGCGGGGCUAAACAGUGACGUCACGACUACUGUGCGCAUGCGUCUUCUGAGGCUGAGCAUCCUUUAAUAUUGGAAACUUUUCUGUGGAUAAUGUCUGUAAUAUUUGCCAGUGAGAAGAGUGCCAUUAUUGACCAUGAAUCCUGGAUAGUGCAGUUAAUAAGGAGACAUAAAUUUGCUUUACAUGAACAUGAAUUUUCAGAACAUAAAAGGAUAAAAUUUCAAGAUUUAUUUGAUCUUCGAACACCAUAUAUGAUGGAUGCUCAAGCAGAGAAAGUAGCCAGACAACUUGAAGAAGAUGGUAACUUUACUGCAGAACCAAAGAGGAAGAAGAAAAAGAAUGAACUUGUGGUACUAAAUAAAGAAGAGAACGAGGAAGUGAAGCACAUCCUGCAAGUGUUCAUGUCUCUUCAGUUAAGACCAGAGUUUAAACAAAAUUUUCAGUUUAUUCCAAAAGCUGAUGAUUAUAGAAAUAAUAAUCAGCAAAUACGAGAGCUCAGAAAAAGAUUUACAGAAGCAUCCAACACAGUAUUGCCACAGCUGGACCAACAUUACGAUGGCAGUGCAUUUGAUGUUACAGUGGUGAAUGGCAUCAAGUAUAUACUGCCUCCUAAUGUCUGCUAUGUUUGUGACAAUGUUACUGCUAUCAUGUCACACUUUUCAGAAUUUAAGUUUGACUUGGUUGUAAUGGAUCCUCCAUGGCAGAACAAGUAUGUCAGGAGACGGACCCAUAACCAUGGAAGUCAUCAUGGAUAUGAUAUGUUGACUGUGGGAGAGAUCCUUCAAUUUCCAGUAGGUGAUCUACUGAAUGAUGGAGCUCUCCUGAUGAUCUGGUGCACCAACAAUAGCUCUCUUUUACAAGAACUUCUCCAAGGAUUAAGUGGUUGGAAUGUGGAACUUGCUGCAACAUGGUAUUGGCUCAAGGUAACUAAAGCUGGAGAACUUAUCACACCACUGGAAGGAGUGACUCAUUCUAAACGUCCGUAUGAACGCAUUUUACUGACCAGAAAGAUUAAACAUAAAAUGGUUUUUCAAAAUAUUCCUGAUGGUUUAGUAUUUUGCAGUGUUCCGUGUGGGAUACAUUCUCACAAACCCCCUCUUCAAGAACUUGUAAAAGAAUAUGUGGUACAACAGCCACGAUGUCUGGAACUGUUUGCACGAAGUUUAGCACCUGGGUGGACAUCGUAUGGCUUUGAGGUGUUGCGUUUACAGCAUUCUUUUCUCUAUGAGAAUUCAGAGCAAGAUGGAUGAAGCAUGAUUUAAUCAAAUUUGUAUAGUCAUUACAUGGUUUUAUAAAUUUUGACUUUUUAUUACAUUCACAGGGGGCACUAAGCCCAUAUGGGUCAUGCAGUGCCUGGGCAAAGAAAAGCAUUUAAUGCUGUUUCGCUAAUUGUUUUUCCCUUAUAACACAUUGGCCAUAUCCUUCUGAGGUAGAGCGACCCAAAAAAGAAAAAUGUUCACCAUCGUCAUACCAAAAGGGUGCUGACAACAGUUCAAAUGACUGCAGGUUGACAUACCCACACCUCCUUCAGGAGUCCAGACACCUUACAGCUCAUUUCCAGAACUCGAGUCCAUUAACCCCCUUCACAAAUGUUACUUUGCUCACAAUCAUAAAAACUGUGCCUUCCUUUACUAACACAUUCACACAAGCCUGCUGGAUGUCUAAGCCCAUAGCACUCAAAAUUAUUUACCCAUGCUUUCUCUCCAACCCUUCCAGGGGUGACCCUGUCCUCCUUUCCUUCCCAGAUUGGUAUACUCUCAUCCUUUUUUUACUCCAGCCUCUCAAUAUCCAAGCCAUCUCAACCCCUCCUCUACUCUGAAUGAUACUCGGUAAUACCACACCAAAUCUCCACGUUUCAAAUUCUCUCAAUUUUCACCACACAUUGCCCUCAAAAACAUCUCUACUGCUUCCAACUGCCUCCUUGCUACAACAUUCAAAACCUGUUACACACCCAUAUAACAGUGUUGGUACAACUGUACUCCAGUACAUUACCCUUUUUUGCUUCUAUAGUUUUUUUUUCAGAUGCCUCGGUGCACCACCCACGUGUUCCCCUCAUCAGUUCUGUGGUUGAUCACAACUUUCAUACUCAUUUGCUAACAAGCUCGCUCACUCACUCCCAAAUAUAUAAGCACUUUUUCCACAUUACAAUCUGAUAUCCAGCCUUUUAUUUCCUAUAUUUUUUGUUACUCUCAUUACCUUACUUUUUCCUACAUUCACUUGUAAUUUCCUUUUACAUACCCUCAUAAAUUUGUCUACUAACCUUUGCAACUAUCAGUAUCCCCAUGGGUUAAAUGCUUCUUUUCUUGAUUGGGAAGUAUUCUAGUUCGAUCCAAAGGGAACGGUAAAUCCAGUUAAGAUCAAGAGCUGCUCACUGGCAUCAAGGCACUACUACCUCUUGAGGGGUGUUUGUAGAAUGUGCUGUAUCAUGUAAAAUACUGAAGAGAAAUACACAAAUUGCAGUAAUUUCUUUGAGCAUUACUAUUAUUAUUAUUAAUCAAGGGGAAACGCUAAACCCAUAGGAUUAUACACCGCCUUGGGGGGGGGGGGGGAAUGUGGAAGGCAUUCAGGCUUAAUUCGGGGAACUGGAGCACAGAUCCAAUUCCCUAAAUCAAGAGCCCCUCACCAACAUCAAGGAACCUUCCCUGAGGGGUGAGCAUUACUAAAAAAUUGGGUUUUGGCCACCUUCCCCACUAUUCUCUCAUGAGGUUGGGGAAGACUUGAGGAAUUAUACCAUUCUUCCCUUUACUUGGAUUGUACCUGAUUGCCUUCUAUUCUUCAAGCAUUUUAUUACCCUUAUGGGUUUAUUAUUAUAAUCAAAAAGAAGCGCUAAGCCACAAGGGCUAUACAGCGCUGCAGGGUAGGAAGGAAGCGAGGGCAUCAGGUGGCAAAAGGGAGAUGGAUGAGUAAUAGGUUAUGGAUAACAGCGGGGCAGUGGAUGGUGAAAGGGUAAAGGGCAGCAAGAGACUGAACUAGAAAGGGCUGAGGGGAGUGCAAAAGGUAUCAUCAUCAGAGUUUGUGGAGUAAAUCAGUCGUUGUCAAGAAGUCAAUGAGAGAGUCAGGAUUAAAGGAGGGUCCAUCAGCAAGAAGGGAAGGUAAAGAAAGAGUAGGAGAACAAAGACGACGUUGGAGGUAAAUUCUGCGUGCUCAUUGAUAGAGAGGGCAGUCUAACAGAAUGUGGCUAAUCGAUACUGGAACUUGACACUGCUCACAGAGAGGAAUAGGGUGCCUCUCCAUGAGUGUGGCCAAUGCGAAGGCGGGAGAGAGUAGUCUCCCAACCUCGGCACUGGUGACAAGACGACGACCAGUAACCUAUACUCGGUUUAAUAGAUUGAAGUUUGUUACCGAGGAGAGUAGACCAAUGUUGUUGCCAAAGGGUGUGAAGGUGGGUAGCUAUUGCAGCAAAUAGUCCGUAAAUGGAACACCUCUAUAUGAAACUGGCAGGUCAUGUACUGCUGACCGCGCAACAGUGUCUGCCUGUUCAUUGCCCUGUACGUCAACAUGACCAGGGACCCAACAAAAAACAAUAUCUUUGUUUGGUAGAGAUGCGGCAUAGCCAAAGUUGGAUAUGGAGGACUAAGGGGUGAGGUGUAUCAAAUUUCUGUAUAGCCUGUAAAGCACUAAGGGAGUCUGAGACAACCACAAAUGACGACACAGGCAUAGAUGCAAUACGGAUAAGUGCUGCAAGAAUGGCAUACAAUUCAGCAGUAAAGAUACUAGCCGAAGAUAGUAAAUGCCCUUGUAUGACGCUGUCCAGAAACACUGCUGCGAAUCCUACGCCGUCAGAAGACUUAGAGCCAUCUGUGCACACUGCAAUGGCAGGGGAAGUGCUAAGUUUUUAGGAGUUAUACAGUGCCUGGGUAAAGGUUAUGCAAUCGUGUUUGAUAAAAGGAAAGGGAGGAUAGAUUCAGUGUCUUGAAUAAAGAGUUCACCAAACAUCAAGGCACAAGCUUGAUAGAGAAUCUUUAAUGCAUUAAAUGUUCAUAAUUUUCAGGGUUGGUUAAUAAUUUGUAAAUAAACAUUUGGCAACAAAAAUUUAGUCAGAAAUAAGUCCUGGAGGUAGGAAGAAUAGUGCCUGCACUCCCCUGAAAGACAGGUGGGAUGUUGACGUUUAUGGGUUCAUUUAAAUCGUGGGAAAGAUUGUGCACCACUGACAAGAAAGCAAUCUAAUGUUUCUUGGGUGUUUGGUCACCUUAUCUUGGGGGGAAAUUGGUGAUAAAAACUGUACUGCAUUAGAUUGACCACUGCUGAAACCAUUGCUGCUGCCACUGAAGUUACUGUUCCUGCUGCUGAAGUCAUCACUGGUGCUCUUGCAAUAUAGUCCUCCUUUGAAGGGGGGGGGGGAUGCCUUGACACUGGGUUCUUGGUCCAAAUUAUUAUUAUUAUAAUCAAAAAGAAGUGCUAAGCCACAAGGGCUAUCUUGGUCCAAAGAACCUGAGCUACCCCUCCUCUUCCAUAGACCAAACCUGCUUUGAAAUUGUACUCCUGCGCUGCGCUGGACAACCCUUGUAGGUUUAGCGCUUCUUUUUUUAUAAUAUAAUAAUUAUACUCCUGUAAAUCACCAAGCCCAUAAGGAUCAUUCAGUACUACACUCCUCACUUUGGCCUCUGCCCACAUGGAGUUGUACAACACCUUGGAAUAAGUUAAGAACUGAUCCAAUUCUUUGAAUUAAAACUCCUUCACCAACACUAAGUUGUCCAAAUGGCACAUACAUACAAACAAGAUAAUUUCACCACAUCACAGCCAUAUUGAUCUUUACUAAGGUUCCCCUCAAGGAAGGUUCCUUGAUGCUGGUGAGGGGCUCUUGAUCUAGGGAAUUGGAUCUGUGCUUCAGUUCCCUGAAUUAAACCUGAAUACCUUCCACAUCCCCCCCACAGGCGCUGUAUAAUUCUACAGGUUUAGCGCUUCCCCCCUUGAUUAUAAUAAUUUACUAAGGUUGUCUUCUCUAUGAAAGCUACAACCCUAAUUGUUCACAGAAACAUCACUGUUUUGUUUACUGUUUGUAAUAACUAACACUUAAAAGGUAAAGAUUUUUCUCCAUAUUUAUUCAAUUACACCUAUGACAACUGCCCAAUUGUCAAAGUAAUAAAGAUUUGAAUUGCAAGUGUAUCAUCCAACGAGUUACACAUACAGUAGUUUAGAUAAUCUAAUUAUUCCAUUAAUCUAGUUACUCCAUUAAUGUUUAAUCCAUGCAAUAGGUGGUCAAGUCCAAUUCCUUAGAUUAGGAGCCCAUCAUCAUAAUAUACUUACCUUAUAGGGUAAAAACAAAAAAUAAGUAUGAUUAAUUUGAUAACCUAAGCUAUGCAUAACUCGGAUGAUACACAUUUCAGGGCGAAUACUAUUUGUUUUUACUUUGAUAACUAGACAGUUUUAGCCAAGAGUUAAUACUAAGGAUUUAGCCCAAAUUUCAAUUUAAAAAACAUGGGAAGAAAAUGAAAAUACUCAAGUAUUAUUAUUAAUUAUUCUCAUAAUCACAAUAAUUGUGCCAAGCUUGCAGUGGUUUGUAAAGCACUACAAUAUACCGAGUUUACAAAAAAAGGGGAGGGAUGGAUGUUGGAAAAUACAUUGUGUGCACAGGUAUUCUUUUUUAAAAAUCUCUGAAACAAAUAUAGCUACAUGUCAAUCAUACACUUCCUUUCAAUAGUUUGAAUUCUACAAAUACCUAUACAUAUGACUGCCAAAAGUUUGGGGAGGAAACCAUGGCUCAUUCCUGGCCAAAAAUUUAGCAGAAAUCACUUUGAAUUACAUGUGAUUACAUUCAAAUUAUAAAAUACUGAUGAACAUAACUAAAAUCUUAACUGCAGUCUAUUAAGAAUACCACACAUAAUACUACAAAUGAAAAAAGGAGACAUCUGAAAAGAAAGACAUUAGCAGCCAAUCAUUCUAGCAAUACUCUGUUUAGAACUAUAGUAUUAUGUAAUACAAUCCCUCUACAAUUAUAUAAAACAGAAAUUAAAAGUGAUUUUUUUUUUUUUUUUUUUUAGUAAAAUUUACAUGACACUUGGGUGAAUGUUCAUAUCUACAAAUGACCAUAAGAAUUCAAGGAUCUCAUUUGCAUUGCGCAUAACAUCUAUUUU